UUCUAUUACCCUAAUAAAUUGACUUAAAAGAUAUUUACCUUAUUAUUUAUUAAUUCUCAGGAAUUUAGGCGUAUCAAAGGGAACAUAAACUCAAUGAGGGAACAUGCAGAGCUUUUGAGUUCUGUCAGGGAUGAUAUUACCGACUUUAAGACAUCGGGCAGUAUGUCACCAAGGAUGCAGUUGCUACGGGAGAGGGCUGCCAUCCAUGGAAAUAUAUCUCAUAUGGAUGAUGUGAUUAGUCAAGCUCAAGCAACAAGAGCUGUGUUGGGUUCUCAAAGAGCCUUGUUUUCUGAUGUUCAAGGAAAAGUGAAAGGUCUUGGUGACAAGUUCCCCAUGAUUCGAAGCCUUCUUGGUUCGAUAAGAAGGCGGCGUUCAAGGGAUACUCUUAUUCUGUCAGCAGUAAUUGCUGCUUGUACGUUGUUUCUCAUCAUUUAUUGGCUUUCAAAGUGACCAAAAUAUUUUGUAACGCAUUAUGAAUUAUGGUAAUGCUAUCCAUUGAAUUUUUCCGCUUGUCUGUUUUUUUUAUUUUCUGUUUUUCAGAGGAGGGGGAGAGUAGGAUUUUUUUUCAACCCACUGUCUAGGAGCCUCAUAUUUGUAUGUCAGUUGUUGACAUUAAAAAAAAUAUUUGAUUUUUUAUAUAAAUCAGUAUCAAAUAGUAAAUUCCACAUU
Vigna umbellata (rice bean) is the source of this 669-nucleotide messenger RNA. NCBI's taxonomy places the organism in Eukaryota, Viridiplantae, Streptophyta, Magnoliopsida, Fabales, Fabaceae. The record is from RefSeq and is a predicted model, not a curated record.